UUGUUAACGGUUGACUAACUUCUGUUAGAGUCAAUGUAGAUUUAAGCACGUUUUAAGAAGUUCGGGUAGUUUUUUUGAAUUAUAAUUGAGUUGAGGUCGUAUUUGACACUGAUCAAUUGUUCGGGUCGUAUUUGGCACGACUGAAAUAGUUUGGGUCGAAAUUGGCACUUUUCCCAUCAAUUCUACGGAAAAGUCAACAAAAUUCAAAGAAUAUGAUUUCAUUACAAUUUUGAUCAUAAAUAAAGAGAAUGAAAAUUAUUUCAUUUUUCUUCAUAUUCCAUUCUUCUAAUUUCAUUCCUUUUUAAUCUAGUGAUUAAGUGAUUCCCGUUCUAUAAAUUGAAGGCCUCCAAGUUCUCAUUAGACACAACUCAGAACACAUAUUAUCUUUGUUCAGUUAUCUCUAUCAUAUUAUAAUCAUCUACUUAGAGAGUUAUGGCAAUUUCUAAAGCUUUUAUUGCUUCUCUUCUCAUAUCUCUUCUUGUUCUCCAACUUGUCGAGGCAGACGUGGAAAUCUCAAACAAAAAGAACGGUUACGGCAGUAAGAUUGAUUGUGGAAGUGCGUGUAUAGCAAGGUGCAGGCUCUCAAGUAGACCAAACCUUUGUCACAGAGCGUGCGGGACUUGCUGCGCCAGGUGCAACUGUGUGCCACCAGGCACGUACGGAAACUACGACAAGUGCAAGUGCUACGCCAGCCUCACCACCCACGAUGGUCGCCGCAAGUGCCCUUAAGACUAUUUCGUUUUGUUUGACAGUAAUUGUUGGCAUUACGUCGUAUUGUGUGUGGUUCUACGUGAAAUAAUCUCGUUGUAUUGUUUCAUUUUCUAAAUAAAGUUAUGUUGCUUUACAGAUGAUCGAUUUAAAUUCUUUUCCUCAAUGAUCAGAUGUUUUCAUUAUAGCGUGUUCUUGAUUUUCAUUAUAAAUUUAAAGCACGGCACAUGUAUAUUUUUAGGGGAUUUUAUGUUAUUUGUGGAAAACGAUCCGUAGAUAGGAUUUUAUUUGUAGACGAUAUUUUUUAGCAUCGAUAUUUAUUCGGGUAUUCAUAAAUUUGGUCCACGGAAUGAAUCUAGAGCUGUGCUUACUAGCUUACGAAAAAGGCGGUUGCCUUAGGUUCCC
Molecule: messenger RNA, 1113 nt
Organism: Brassica rapa (field mustard)
Lineage: Eukaryota; Viridiplantae; Streptophyta; Magnoliopsida; Brassicales; Brassicaceae
Product: gibberellin-regulated protein 1
Source: RefSeq, a predicted model, not a curated record